CCGCUCACGUUGUAAAUCCUCACCCUGAUGCAUCCGAUCCGCCGCAAGAGCGUCGUGUUGGAAGAGGACGAGAAUGAGCCCAAAAAGACUUUGCAACAGAAGGAAGUCAUUUCCGCCCAAAUGAUCGACGUCGUGCAAACGCGUCUCGACUCGCUUCGUUCUGUGGCCGAGAACCGGAUUUACGGCUUGGAAUGUGAUUUGAAAGCCAACUUGAACCACUCAUCGAGAAUGGUACCUGGUCUGCCCGAUCCUUAUGAGACCAACCACGUGGUCGCAACGGGCCGUCUGCGCACGUCCGCGGCGCUGGCCAUGAACGCUCGGAACCAACUGCUCAUGGAAAGACUGUUCGGGCCAGACGAGAAACUGCGGACGCGCAAUAAAACGAUGAAAAAGUCCAAAGCGGACAUGCUCAAGUCGGAAACAAGACGCAACAAACGGGCGCAACUGGAAAAGCUACUGCAAGUGAGCAUCGAACGCCACGUCACGCGCACGGUCGACAGCGUUCUGACGUCGGCAGAUUCAAACAACAAGCGGAACAUCGACCUCAACGCCAAGCUGCUGCUGUCCCACACGAUCGAAAAGAUGCGCAUCGUCCAGGGCAAGAAAACGUUCAAGCGGUUUGUCUUGACCGAGAUCUCGUGCACGCAAUUCGAGCAAAUCUUUUGGCUUGUGUUUACCCGCAUCUUUCAAAAGAACGCCGACGACGCCGACCAGAUGGAGUGCAUUUGCGCGCUGUAUGUCAAGAUGCUGUCCGUGCUGCGCCUCAACAAAGAUCUCAUCUUUCGCAUUUACCCGUAUGCGAUUGCGGGCUCUGUCUGCAGUGGCUUUCACUAUUUAUUUCCGGGCUCGCGACACUUAUACGUUCACGACUUUAAGCAUCAGGUGUUUGUGAUCGUGUGCGAACUCUUGCUCGGGUUAAAGUUGUGCCCCAUCUCGGUGCAAAUGAUGCGAAAGCAGUACUUUCCAGAGGACCAGCUGGACGAGUUGGCAGGCAAGAUGAAAUACCUCGACAGCGCCGAGUCGACCCCCCCUGGACAGCUCCCUGGCAGUAGCAACUCGUUGCGAAAAUCUGCCAGUGACUUUACCUUGUCCAUGCUGCCGACGAGUCUUCGGGUCCACCAAGUGCGAGCGUCGUUCAAUGCCGCGCAGUUAAGUCCGCUCAUGAAGGAAUACUUGGCGACCAACAAGGAAGGUCUUAAGAAGCCCUGCUUUCUGCGUCGCACGACGCCAGUGGAUCGAUGUCUUGUAGGCGGCGAGGAUACGUAUCGCAAAGCGUUUACGAAGAAAGAUCAAGCCGUGAAUUUUGCCCAACAGUCGUCGGAAUUGUACGGCGAGUACCGCAAGGAUGUGCUCAAGUACCAGCAAAACGCGCACAACGCCAUCAAGUUGAUCGAUGAGACCAAAGACAUUGUCCUGAACGGCGGAAAGGCAGCAAUUAAGGCAUACAAGGCUAUUCUGCAAAACCACUCGAUACUGGAAGAAGCGGCAGAUCAGGUGCCAGUACAAAACAGCAAUGUGGUGGCCACGACACGCCCGACCAAACAUGGCUUGUAAUCAUUCUUGGCUAAUUAAUUUAACCACCGCCAAAUGCUCUGGGCAGUGGAGUUUGC
This is a messenger RNA of Aphanomyces astaci, 1610 nucleotides long. RefSeq lists its product as hypothetical. The record is from RefSeq and is a predicted model, not a curated record. The transcript is spliced from 9 exons. NCBI's taxonomy places the organism in Eukaryota, Oomycota, Saprolegniomycetes, Saprolegniales, Verrucalvaceae. Bases 28 to 1554 code for a protein of 508 amino acids.